AUGGUCGGCGCCGUGUUGUUCCCCAUCGAGGGAACAGCCGAUCUGAGACGUGUUGAGGCUCCCGUCUCGUUCGGUGCCUAUCUUCUGUGCGCUUUCGCUGCCUUUGGCGGUAUCUUCUUUGGCUAUGAUACCGGCUGGAUGUCGGGUGUGCUCGGCAUGCCUUACUUUAUUACAAUGUAUACGGGUAUGCAAUACGACUACGAAGCCGGGAAGCCCAUCGGGGUCGAUCCAACAAAGUUUGGUCUGCCAUCAUCGACAAAGUCUCUCAUGACCUCGAUUCUGUCCUGCGGUACAUUCCUUGGGUCUCUCGUUGCCGGUGAUGUUGCCGAUUACAUUGGUCGUCGUCCGACUAUUAUUUCCGGCUGUUUCGUCUUUUGUAUCGGCUGCUCGAUGCAGAUUGCUUCGACCAACCAGACGGCACUAUUUGUUAUGGGCCGUCUGAUUGCCGGUCUCGGUGUCGGCUUCAUCUCUGCUGUCAUUAUCCUGUACAUGGCCGAGGUCGCGCCGCGUAAGGUCCGUGGUGCGCUCGUCGCCGGCUACCAGUUCUGCAUCACUGUCGGUAUUUUGCUCGCAAACUGUGUAGUAUACAGCACCCAGGCCCGGAAUGACCCUGGCUCGUACCGUAUCCCCAUUGGUGUGCAGUUCAUCUGGGCUGUGAUCUUGGGUAUUGGUCUCUUCUUGCUUCCUGAAUCUCCCCGUUAUCAUGUCAUGAAGGGCAUGAUCAAGGAGGCCGCGAAGGACCUUUCUCGUGUUCGUGGCCAGCCGGUCGACUCCAACUACAUCAAAGAUGAGCUGGCAGAAAUCGUCGCCAACCACGAGUACGAAAUGCAGGUGAUCCCACAGAUGAGCUACAUCGGUUCCUGGCUGGCCUGCUUCCAAGGCGGCUUCCGCAGGCGCGGCGGCAACCUGCGUCGCACCCUGAUCGGCUGCGGUUCCCAGCUGUUCCAGCAGAUUACUGGCAUCAACUUCAUCUUCUACUUCGGCGUGACCUUUUUCCAGCAGCUCGGCACGAUCAGCGACCCCUUCUUCAUGUCGCUCGUCACGACGCUUGUCAACGUCGUCUCGACUACCAUCUCCUUUUGGGCCGUCGAGAAGAUUGGCCGUCGGCCCCUCUUGAUCUACGGCGGUACCGGCAUGGUCAUCAGCCAGCUCGUUGUCGCUGUCAUUGGUGUCACAGCCGGUCGCCCUGAGGAGCAUAACGAUGCCGCCGUCAAGACCAUGAUUGCCUUCAUCUGCAUCUUCAUCUUUUUCUUCGCCUCGACCUGGGGUCCCGUUGGCUGGAUCUUGGUUGGUGAGCUCUUCCCCUUGCCUAUUCGCUCCCGCGGCGUCGGUAUCUCGACCGCCUCCAACUGGCUCUUCAACAUGAUCAUCGCCCUCGUCGCGCCCUACAUGGUCGGCAACGACGAGCACUCGGCCGACCUCGGUCCCAAAGUUUUCUUCAUUUGGGGCGCCUGCUGCGUCGGCUCGACACUGUUCGCUUACUUCUGCGUGCCCGAGAUGAAGGGUCUCACCCUCGAGCAAAUCGACCAGAUGAUGGAGGAAACGUCGGCCCGCGAGUCCACGUCCGAGUCGGUUGCCACCAUCCUGGUGUCGUGCAAGCAGACCCGCUUCGACAUCAAAUGCCCGAACUAUCGGGAGCUCGAUGUCGAGGGCCUCAAUAUCACAGUCACAUCCAGACCGGUAGAUAAUGGUGAGGCUAAGGGAAGAGGCAAGGCCAAGGCAUCGGAGGGUACCGAAAUCCUGAGCAAUGCCAAGUUAAGGCUUAAGGCUGGGGGCCGUUAUGCCCUUGUUGGCAGAAAUGGAACGGGGAAAUCAACACUCAUGAGGGCCAUCGCCGAGAAACUCAUCCCCGGGAUACCCGAGGAGACGAGGAUCUCUAUCCUGCAACAGACCAGUGUGAAAGACGUCAACGCCGAUGACCUGCCCGAGACAUCAGGGCCAUCCGAUGGCCCGUCCGUCCUAGAAGAGGUCAUCGACAAAGCCACAUCCAAGACAGAACUUGAAAAAGAAAUCAACGCCCUUUCCACCGGCCUCAACAGCCCCUUCCCCCACGAUGCAGUCUUCGCCCUCCGCAAACUCCGUCUCGACCGCAUGAAAAAACGUCUCUUCGUCCUCGACAAGGACGCCCGACUCCGCAGCGGCACACGAGGCUUACAAGCUCGCAAAGCCCUCGUCGAGUACGAAAAACAGGUCGCGGCCGCCGAGGCACAGCUCAGCCAGCCUCCGAAAGAGAUAUCCUCCGAGACGCUACAGGCCGAGACGCAAGAAGCGGCGGAUUUAUUGGGCGAGCUGCAGGCGCAGGUUGAGCCGAGUCGGAUGGCAGAGGUUGAAGGUAAUGCGAAGAAGAUAUUGAUGGGGUUGGGGUUCAAGGAGGGGGAUAUGGCGAAGUCAGCGGGUAGUUUGUCGGGGGGUUGGAGGAUGCGGGCCGCAUUGGCUACGGCGCUGCUUAAGGAGGCGGAUAUUCUUAUUUUGGACGAGCCGACAAAUUUUUUGGACUUAUUUGGGAUAUUGUGGCUGCAGAAGUGGUUACAGCACAUGGAGGAUACACUCGCCACACCGCCGACGCUGGUGUUCGUCUCUCACGACCGCGAUUUUGCCUCGUCCGUCUGCACGGACCUGAUCAUCCUCAAGGAUAAGGAGCUAACCUACUUCCACGGCGACCUACCCUCAUACGAGGCCGCGCAGGCCGAGAAGCGGAUCUACCUGACGAAGAUGAAGGAGGCACAGGACAAGCAGCGCGCCCACAUGCAGGAGUCCAUCCGGCAGAACUUGAUCCAGGGGCGCAAGAACGACGACCAGAACAAGAUCCGACAAGCCAAGAGUCGGCAAAAGAGGCUCGAAGAUCGCAUGGGCAUGCAGGUGAAUGAGAAGGGUGGGCGGUUCAAGCUGAAUCGGGAUCUAGUUGGGUGGCAUACCUCCUCGCGAGCGGAGAUUGUUGUGCCCCAGGAGGAGAGGGGCGUUACAAUUGUGUUGCCGGAUCCGACGGAGCUCCGGUUUCCUGGGUCGUUGAUCUCGUUGGAGAAGGUGUCGUUUCGGUAUGCGGGGGAGAAGGGGCAGAAGGUUAGGCCGCCAGCCACGUUGAUAGAUGUGAGUUUGACGGUCGGGAUGGGCGAUCGGAUUGGGAUUUUGGGGCUUAAUGGGGCGGGCAAGUCGACGUUGAUUAGGCUGCUGGUGGGGGAUCCCGCUCCGGCUGGGGCGAAGGUUACGGGAAAUGUGACAACUCAUCCACGCCUCAAGCUAGCCUACUACUCCCAACACGCAGUCGAGGCUCUCCAACGCCUAGGCCAAUCCGACCCCUCCUUGACAGCCUUGUCCCUCCUCACCUCCGAAGUCUCGCCCGACGCCGGCCUCGACGAAUCCGACAUCCGCGGCCUUCUCUCCUCUCUCGGCCUGCGAGGCAACCUCGUCUCGUCAGUGCCUAUCCGCCGCCUCUCCGGCGGCCAGCUCGUCCGGCUGGAACUUGCCCGUCUGCUUUGGCGCCGACCGCUCUGUCUCGUGCUAGACGAGGUCACGACGCAUUUGGACUAUGAGACGGUUACUGGGCUGAGGAAGGCGUUGAGGGAGUGGGAGGGGGCAGUUGUGCUUGUGAGCCAUGAUCGCUGGUUUAUGAGGGGGGUUGUGGAGGGGGAAAGGGAUAAUGAGGAUGGAGAGGAAGAGCAGGAUGAGGAGGAAGAAGAGGGGAGGAAGGAUGGGGAGGGGGUUGGGAGACGACGGGUAGUGUAUAAGUUGGCUGGGGGGAAGUUGAGCUUGUUGGAGGGAGGUGUAAGGGAGUUUGAGGAGGGGAUGGAGAGGCGGGUUGGGAGGCUGAUUGGUGAUUGA
This is a messenger RNA of Thermochaetoides thermophila DSM 1495, 3819 nucleotides long. RefSeq names its product putative transporter protein. Gene Ontology annotation, biological process: transmembrane transport; carbohydrate transport. NCBI's taxonomy places the organism in Eukaryota, Fungi, Ascomycota, Sordariomycetes, Sordariales, Chaetomiaceae. The coding region runs from base 1 to 3819 and encodes 1272 amino acids. Gene Ontology annotation, molecular function: ATP hydrolysis activity; carbohydrate:proton symporter activity; ATP binding. The transcript has 10 exons. Gene Ontology annotation, cellular component: membrane. The record is from RefSeq and is a predicted model, not a curated record.